Molecule: messenger RNA, 1260 nt
Organism: Penicillium riverlandense
Lineage: Eukaryota; Fungi; Ascomycota; Eurotiomycetes; Eurotiales; Aspergillaceae
Product: Zn(II)2Cys6 transcription factor domain-containing protein
Exons: 1
Coding region: 1-1260 (419 amino acids)
Biological process (GO): regulation of DNA-templated transcription
Molecular function (GO): zinc ion binding; DNA-binding transcription factor activity, RNA polymerase II-specific
Source: RefSeq, a predicted model, not a curated record
AUGUCUCUCCGCAAAAGAGCCUGUUCCUCAUGCGUGGCGGCGAAGCGAAAAUGCGACUCCGCUUUCCCGGCUUGCCACCGCUGUGCCCAGCGUUCAUUGACUUGUCAUUAUCCGUUCCCACUUCCGCGAAUCUUCCAAGAUGAUGAGCAAAAUGACCUAAGGGUGGAAGAUAUGCUGAUGCCGAGCUUGGUGGCACUCCGCGACCUUCAAACUGACUCUACGAUUGGGAAUCCCGCGACAGGAUUCUGUUACACCGAAAAGAGCUUGUUUGAGAGCCAAGUUAGCUCGAUUCUUUCCGAUAAUCUAGCCAGCUCGGAUGAGAGCGUUGCCGAUGAGCUUUUUAUUCCGUCCACGACGGAAACGCUGAGCAGGUCUGGAUAUGAUCACAGCUGUAACGGUACCCAGUGGCCCGUUUCGUUCGACCGAAGGAUCCUAGAGUUCUACCCACGGGUCGAUGAUAAGAAAACGUGGGCGUUCGGCGUCAAGACACUGCUCAAUCAAGUCGAUGUUUUCCUUCGCACCGGGUCAGCCUUCUUCAUUCACCCCCAAGCACAGACGGAAAACAAUCUUCUACCUCCCUUGCGAGUCGCUUAUGGUGUCUGCUCGUCUUACAGGUUACGGGCUGAGUCAGAAUUCCCGUUUUUCCAGCAGCUUCUCGAGAACGAGAUAGAGAAUCUGAUGACACUGAGAUCUCCGGAUACACUCCAGGAACUAGUAGCAGAGCUCUGCGCGAUGCUCUUAUACUAUGUCAUAAUCCACUUUGGCGGAACACAGCAGCGAGGGAAGCUGGCAGACAAGUCAGAAACUUUUCUAGCACAACAUACAGCCCGUGUCGAGAGCCUGGAACUCGCGACUCGUCAAUCAACGGCAACCCUGAUUGAAGCUGAAUUAUUAUCUGAUGAAGAGGUGUUAAACCUGUGGCAUCUAUGUGAAAGUGCCCGUAAGGUCGUGAUGGUCUCUUAUCUCGCGCGGGAGAUCCGCCACGUCCUCCGGUUCAAGACUUGCUAUCUUCUUCGACACAUAGUUGCGUUGCCGGUUUCAAAAAAGCUUAUAUUCGUACCUGGGAACAAAUAUGGUACUGGGCAUACUUCGUCUGCACAAUGGCAGGAUGUCGUUUCAUAUGACCGGUUCGUCCGAGACUGGGAGGAUGGUAGGCGAGGCGUGGCUGAUGAGUUCACGUACUUUCUGAUUUCGAUGUGCAAAGGUACAGAAGAGCUUGAAAUCAGCUUCAGCCCUUCAUUCUCUCCAUUUCUUUCUUGA